UACCUCCAUUCAGGUAAACCCAGAGUGUCUCCCUCCGAUCAGGCGGCGUCCCGCACGCGCGUGCAUUUGGAGGCAAAUUACAGUCCCUCACCCCUCCCCGUCCCUUUCGUCACGUCAAGCCCGCUUUGCAUACCGACUUCCUUCUCCCCUCGCUGGUCCACCAGCCCGGCGAGUUGGAAGCGAGGCGAGCAGCAGCAGCAGCUGAAACCAUGACGGGCAGGGAUACGGUAUCACGGACAGCCACGGAAAGCUGCGACUUUUAACAAACUUCCCUCUGGAAGUAAACGGAUGUAGCGCGCGCGACAUCCAGCCGGGAAGAAGGACUACAAGCAGAGGAAUGGAUAAUAUCUGAUGCUACGGGGAUAUUCUUUAUUUUGUUUUUCUGUUCGAGGCGGAAUAUGUUUGUACGUGGAAGUACACGGACUGCUUUCCCACCAACUCUCGGCUCUAACCUAAGGAUUUAAAUCAGCACUUUCUCUCUUUUUUUAGCUGGUUUUAUUUCCGCGUUUAAAAAAAAUAUUAAAAUUUUUACACCAUAGAUAUUUAGGGCUUCUAUUUUUUUUCUUUUUUUUGUAAGCCAAUACAUAUAUUUAAUGUAUAAAAUUAGAAAUGGGGUGGCCCCCUCUGAAACAGCCUGUGAAACCAUUAGAAGCCCAUUUUAGCUCCCCUUUUUGACCCAUUUCAUGCAGCUUGUUUUACCCCCUUAAUAACAGGUGUCUCAUUUAUUAUCUUGUCUGUAUAAAGGCUGCAAACUGCGUUGUUUUUUGUAUAUAUUUCCUUCUGUCUGAUUGAUUCAGACCUAUUUCAGAGUAAGGUACCUUCCCUGCUGCUUUUCACCAUGCAUAGUUUCAUGGUAGUGAAUGUAUUGCUACGUGGACUCGUCAUCUAUGCGGUACUGGGCUCAGAAUGGUCCUACUCGAAUGAUCUACCCAGCCACUCAUCUGAUGCUACCAAUGUAGCCGUCACAGACCCGUGUCUGAUAGUGAUGCCACCGUGCUCGAGCGAGGCCGACCGCUUUAGCCUGGAGGCGUUGCGGCACAUCCACAAGCAGCUGGAUGACGACAACGAUGGAGGGAUAGAGGUCAACGAGAGCGUGGAGUUCAUAAUAGAAGAUAUGAAGCAGCAGCAAACCAACAAGCACAGCAACCUGCACCGUGAGGACCAGCACAUCACUGUGGAAGAGCUGUGGAAGGGCUGGAAGACCUCUGAGGUCCACAACUGGACCAUGGAGGACACGGUGCAGUGGUUGAAGGAGUCGGUGGAGCUGCCGCAGUACGAGAAGAACUUCCGGGACUUCAGAGUCACGGGGAACACGUUACCUCGAAUAGCGGCGAACGAACCGUCGUUUAUGUCGAUGCAGUUGAAGAUAUUGGAUCAGCGGCAUAAACAAAAGCUAAACCUGAAGGCGCUCGACGCGGUGCUGUUUGGGCCUCCUCUCCGUCAGCAGCACAACUGGGUGAAAGACUUUGUCCUGAUGGUUUCCAUUGUGAUCGGUGUGGGAGGCUGCUGGUUCGCCUACAUCCAGAACAAGUCCAGUAAGGUGCACAUUUCUCAGAUGAUGAAGGAUCUGGAGAGCCUUCAGAACGCUGAGCAGAGCUUGAUGGAGCUGCAGAGUCGGCUGGAAAAAGCUCAGGAGGAGAACCGGACCGUCGCCGUGGAGAAAGAGAACCUUGAGCAGAAGAUGAGGGACGAGAUCAUCGAUGCCAAGAAGGAGGCUCACCGGCUGCGAGAACUGCGAGAGGGUGCAGAGUGCGAGCUAAGCCGGCUCAAAUAUGCAGAAGAGGAGCUCGUGCAGGUCCGAAAGGCUCUGAAGCGGGCGGAGAAGGAGAUGCAGUCCGAGCGUUCGGUCCCUGAGGCCCUGCAGAAAUGGCUGCAGCUCACACACGAGGUGGAAGUCCAGUACUACAACAUCAAGAAACAGAGCGCAGAGUUUCAACUUUACGUCGCCAAAGACGAGGCAGAGAAAAUAAAAAAGAAAAGAGGUUCUGUGUUUGGAACCCUUCAUGUUGCUCACAGCUCAUCCCUGGAUGAGGUGGACCACAAGAUACUGGAAGCAAAGAAAAGUCUGUCAGAAGUGACAGCAUGCCUGAGGGAGCGGCUCCACCGCUGGCACCAGAUAGAGAAGCUCUGUGGCUUCCCCGUCGUCAAUAAUUCAGGUCUGCCCAGCCUGACGGCCAGCCUCUACUCAGACCACAGCUGGGUGGUCAUGCCCCGCGUCUCUGUCCCUCCGUACCCCAUCGCGGGCGGGGUUGACGACCUGGACGAGGACACGCCUCCCAUCAUUCCACAGUUCUCCACAGCCACAUUGAUCCGGCCGCCGCUGACCCGAAACAGCAGCCUGUGCCGCUCCCGUCGAAGCGUCCUGAGCCAGCAGUCCUCGCUGAUGUCCCCGGACCCGGACCUGCUAUCCAUGGCCGGCUCGUCCCUCUCCUAUCGCCCCGACGCAGACGAAGAACAGUUAAUGUUCAGCGUGGAUAGGAGGGGGUAUGUAGCGGUGGCCAGAACGGCGUGGAAUGGUUUUACAGUUUGGACUAACAGAGAAGCGGCUCAGGACGGCAGCUCCGACACAGACUCCCUCAGCUCCUCCAUGGGCCGCAAGCAGCUGCACUCCCCCUGCGCUCCUGGACAGGACACCCCGUACCGUCGGAUCUCCCGCGAGGAGAUGCUGCUGCUGGGCCAGAGCAGCCCGGAGCGCCCCGGUUCCACCCACACCACCAGCAGUAGCAGCAGCAGCAGUCUCAGGGACUCCACGCCUCCUCCCAUGCCUCCCACGCCGGCCGCCACCCCCUCCAGCCCCCCUUCUACCUCCCCCUCCCCUGCCAUGGAGCACCACCCGUUUGCACAGAAAGGCUCGCCCGAUCUCACCUGCAUCUUGCCCGAGUCCCAAAGCAUGCCGCUCUCACAGGGAGGCGCCGCUUCUCCCACAGGGAAGGGCGUCUACAACGGCAUCCUGGAGAAGUCCUACAGCUUCGGCCAGCUGCCGGCCAGCAUGCUGCCCAACGUGGGGCGCCAGCCGUCCCUCACCUCGCUGGACUCGGAGGGCCGGAGCGUGGGGAGAGAUUACAAGCUCCACAGCACCUCCUCCCAGGACUCCUGCGACAACGGAGAGAAAAACAAGCGCUCCUCUAAACUCAAAAGCCUAUUUAAGAAGAAAAAAUAAAAUAAAAACAUUCAGAGCGAGAGUGGCGGCAAGAGAGAAAACGUAACUAAUAAGAGUUUUAUCAGUCGUUUGUCACUGGAAGAUAAAACAUUUCUUUUUCUCUCCUGGUUUUGCUCCUCGAAGAUGGAAUGUAGCUCAGCCUGGGUGCCGUCAAACGCCCCUCAGCCUGGUAGCCUUAUUUUUCAAUAAUCCCUUUGUAUUUAGUUCUCACAGAGAAAACCCGCACAGGUCAAGGAAGGAGCCGAGGGAAGCUUAAAUUCUGCUGGUCUUCUUCUUUAUUUUAAUUUUUAUUUUAGUUUAAACCAAAAAAAGCCUCUCUUAAAGGGUCUAAAGGUGCAGUCUGUACAUUUUAGUUUCCAGCUCACAGUGUAGUGUUUCACUGAAGACGUGUAGUGCGGACAAACUCGUUUACUUGACUCAUUUCAUUCAUUCAGAUUCAGAAGAAAAAAGAGAAUAAUCCUGCUAAAAUAUUGUUGCACUACUGCUUUCUUUCUUUUCGUGGUGGAUUUGGGAGAGAGGCGCCGCUCGCGGAGCGACGCGUUUGAAUCAAGAUGUCGACGUGAAGAGGGGAUGCAUGAGCGGUCGCCGUGGAAACGCCAAAACGAUCCGAUGUGCCCUCAGUGCCACUCUUUAUGGAUGUCUCAACAUAAAUAUAUAAAUGGAAAAUAUAUAUAUAUAUAUAAACUGUUUUCACAUGAUGUUCUUAAAGGUGAUUUUAAUAGAUUUUUAAAUUUUAGGCUUUCACUGCAGACUGAAGCCACAACAGUCACUUUAUCUGUGUUCAUGUCGCCCUUUAUUACUUGAUUACCUGCAUCCUGUAGCCAUACAGUUACAAACAUCUACAUUCUUUGUGUUUUUUUCUUUAAGAAAAAAAAACAAGAAAUCCUGCACUUGUUGCCAACAUAAUCAAGUUUUGUGUAAAUUGGCUCAAAUGAGUUGGAAAACUAUAGAUUUAUUACUAAGAGUGAUGUAUCUUAUUCAUGUAUUUUGGGGGUAAUUUUGAUUGUUUUUAGCUUACAGCUAAAGAAAACUCCAACUUAUGAGUAUUUUGAAAUGUUUUCAAAAGUGUGGUAUUGUUUAGUCUUAUUUAAGUUGAAGAGAGAGUUUAAUUUUCUAUAAGAUGAUACUAUUUUUAUUUGUUACAUAGUCCAUAAAUAAAAGAUUUACAGAUACAAAAAAAAACAUUUUUAUUUUGUUUUAUUAAAUUGAUUUAAAUGUAAACACAUGCCACAUUAAAAAGUAAACAAAAAAAAGUUAUAUUACCGUUUUGGGACCUGUUUGUGACCUUUGGUGCCUUUUUUUUAAAGGUAAGAGUCAAUGCUUUGUUUUCCAUUUUGGCAUCAUACAUGGAAAACGAAUUUAUGUUCAGAUUCAUUGAUGUUGAUGCAGAU
Messenger RNA from Cyprinodon variegatus (sheepshead minnow), 4551 nucleotides. It is a transcript of the gene stim2b, whose product is annotated as stromal interaction molecule 2-like. Gene Ontology annotation, cellular component: endoplasmic reticulum; plasma membrane. Gene Ontology annotation, molecular function: protein binding; calcium ion binding; calcium channel regulator activity. The transcript has 12 exons. The record is from RefSeq and is a predicted model, not a curated record. NCBI's taxonomy places the organism in Eukaryota, Metazoa, Chordata, Actinopteri, Cyprinodontiformes, Cyprinodontidae. Gene Ontology annotation, biological process: store-operated calcium entry; activation of store-operated calcium channel activity; intracellular calcium ion homeostasis. The coding region runs from base 839 to 3160 and encodes 773 amino acids.